AUGGGAGGUCGAAGCUCGAAGAUUGAUUCAUGUUGUUGGAAAUCAUCACACAAUACUACUCUUCUUGAAGCUCCACAUGUUGAAACGCAAGAUAAUAGUGAGGUCACAGAUGUGUCGUCUUUUCGUCAAUACACACUCGAACAGCUUAAGAUCGCCACCUCUGGUUUCGCUUUGGAGAAUGUUGUAUCUGAAGAUGGACAAACAGCUCCAAAUGUUGUCUAUCAAGGGAAAUUAAAGAAUCAUCAGAAGAUUGCUAUCAAGCGCUUUUCUCGAAUGGCCUGGCCUGAUCCACAACAAUUCCUGGAAGAAGCAAGCUCGGUUGGUCAGUUACGCAGCAAAAGACUGGCCAAUUUACUUGGUUGUUGCUGUGAAGGCGGCGAGAGAUUACUUGUCGCCGAGUUUAUGCCUAAUGAGACACUAGCCAAGCACCUUUUCCACUGGGAAACACAGCCGAUGAAAUGGGCGAUGCGACUGAGAGUUGUUUUAUACCUUUCAGAAGCUCUCGAAUAUUGUAGUAACAAAGGACGCACACUGUAUCAUGAUCUCAAUGCGUACAGAGUUUUAUUUGACCAAGAAUGCAAUCCAAGACUUUCAACGUUCGGCUUGAUGAAGAAUAGCCAGGAUGGGAAGAGUUACAGCACAAAUCUUGCUUUUACCCCUCCCGAGUAUCUACGAACUGGGAGAAUCACGGCAGAGAGUGUGAUUUACAGCUUUGGUACUCUUCUGCUUGAUCUUCUCACUGGAAAGCAUAUUCCUCCUAGCCAUGCCCUUGAUUUGAUUCGAGAUAGAAAUCUUCAGACUCUAACCGAUUCAUGCUUGGAGGGACAAUUAUCCGACAGUGAUGGCACGGAGUUAGUACGCCUGGCAUCUCGUUGUCUUCAGUACGAAGCUAGUGAGCGACCAAACAUAAAAUCUUUGGUCACUGCACUAAUCUCUCUCCAGAAAGACACAGAGUUUCCAUCUCAUGUUCUAAUGGGUAUGCCUCAAAGUGGUACUCGUGUGUCACCUUUGUCUCCUUUUGGUGAGGCUUGUUCGAGAAAAGACCUGACCGCGAUGCUUGAAUUCUUGGAUAAAAUUGGAUACAAAGAUGAUGAAGACCUUUCGUUUUUCUGGACGUACCAGAUGCAUGAGGCUAUAAACUCGAAGAAAAAAGGUGAUAUUGCAUUUAGGCGGAAAGACUUCAAUGAAGCCAUUGAGUUUUACACGCAGUUUCUUGAUUUGGGAAUGAUCUCUGCAACAGUCUUUGUGCGGCGCAGUCUAAGUUACCUAAUGAGUAACAUGGCGAAAGAAGCUUUAGACGAUGCAAUGAAGGCUCAAGGCAUUUCUCCUGUGUGGCAUGUUGCAUUGUAUCUCCAGUCUGUUGCUCUAGCUGUCCUGGGGAUGGAGAAGGAAUCCCAAAUCGCACUUAUCGAAGGAUCCAAACUUGAAGCCAAAAAGAUCUCUGCUUCCACACAGAACUAG
Molecule: messenger RNA, 1461 nt
Organism: Arabis nemorensis
Lineage: Eukaryota; Viridiplantae; Streptophyta; Magnoliopsida; Brassicales; Brassicaceae
Source: the annotation of a GenBank genome assembly